This is a messenger RNA of Entamoeba invadens IP1, 1446 nucleotides long. RefSeq lists its product as hypothetical. NCBI's taxonomy places the organism in Eukaryota, Evosea, Mastigamoebida, Endamoebidae. The record is from RefSeq and is a predicted model, not a curated record. The coding region runs from base 1 to 1446 and encodes 481 amino acids. The transcript has a single exon.
AUGGCGUUCAACUUAUUGAAGAAAAAGAAGAAGCAAGAUUUUACAGUGAAAGUACUUAUGGUAGUGGAUUUAGUUGGGUUUGAUGGGAAGGAGGUAGUACUGAGGUGGCGUCGUGGGAAGAAAGAAGGUAACAAAGGGAAGUUUUCACCCUUUCGAAUAACUGGUGCGCGUACGGAAGUCACAAAUGUGACACUUAAUUUACAUUGCACUCUCUUUGAAAAAUCGAAAGCGGGUUUCUAUGAAGAGAAAUUGGUUGAGUUUAUAUUGGAAACGAAAGAGAAGAAAAGGAUAUGUGCGGGUAUAAUUGAUUUAGCGCAAUUCGCUGACUUGGCUGGGAAGACUGAAGAGACUCUAACGGAGCUCCGAACGAAGCAGAAAGUGAUGAAAGGGAAAUUAAUGAUAUCGAUAUCAAGUGUGCCUGGCGAGUUCACUGGUGAGUCCGAGAACACCGAAGUGUUAAUGUUGAGUAGUGAAGAUACAUCACUUGGCAACGUCGACCCCAUCCAUGGGAGACUUAUAAUGAAGAUGCGAGAGAAAGAGCGUGAGGAUCAUGAAGAAGAGGAGCUCCGCAAGAAACAAAUUCGAGAUAGAGAUGAGGCGAUGAAGGCUGAGCGACUUCCUGAAGUUAUCAACAAGUCUGAGGAAGACAUGAAAGAAGAAGAGAACGUUGAAGAACAAGAGGAAGAGCAUGAAGUAGUGAAAGAAGAAAAAGAAGAGGCGCCCCCUGAGCCACCGAAGAUCAGAGAUAUUGAUGAUGCCAAACAAGCAUUUUCAGAGGGGAGUGUUACCAUAGAAGGAAUGAUUCUGAUGUUAAUGAAAUAUCAAGAGGAAGAUGCUAUUGAGUAUGUUAUAGGCAAAUGGGUUGAAGAAGUCACAAAAGAAAUUACUCCGGUGAUUGAGUCUUGUCUGUUCAGUGAGAGGAAUGUGUUCCAACAAUACACAAAUGAUAUUGAAGAAAGUAAAGCAUUGACCGUCUUACAAUUGGUGAAGAAAGAUAAGACGAUGUUGGAGAAUAAAGGAAUUAAAGAGGAAAUAGUCAAGAAAGCAAUCAAACAAGAAUUCCACUUUUUGGGGUUCUAUGUUGUGGAUAACUUAUUCAACACCCCCGAUGCUAUCUGCUGUGUUAAAGGAUUCCAAUUCAAAUUUUUCAUGUCAUACAUCGAUUUGGAUUUGACAAAGAAGGACUUGAAGGAUCUGAAAGCCCUCUGCGGACACUUUGAGGUCAUCACUGAUGUGGCAAACUUGUUUAUGUUACACCACUCAAUCAAACUCAGUGAACUCGAAAACACAUUCCCUUUACUUUCUAUCAACAUCAUCUACCAAUUGCUCAGAAACUUUAAGGUGGACGAAAUGGAUAACGUGCCUAUCGACCAAAAAUUACUCGAGGAUAUCCAGAACAAAUGUACAAACGAUCCACUGACUACUCGAUUCACAUCUGUUGCUUAA